GCAAGGCCAGCAAGGCCCACGAAGCCAAGGCCAAGGCACUACUGGCGCUACUCGGUGACGCGAUCAUGGCAGCGAGGGCUUUCUCGCUUUCUUCAAAAUUGUUGUCCAAUGCGGGAGUCACGUACAGACCUCUUUUAAGUCGACAUACAUUACAAACAUCUGCACUACUAAACCAGAAGCAAGAUGUUGGGCAAAAACCUCCUAUCCAGCCGCUGGACGACAUCGAUCGUCCACAGUUCCUGGGCAUUCGCUGUAACUGGACGCAGAAGCUGGAGUUCCAAGGGUACAGGGUAGAAGAAGGUACCUCCGUUUACCGGAUACUGAACCGGGAAGGCAAAGUUCUGGAACCGGCCCAGGACCCAAAUCUAUCUGAAGAAAUCCUGGUGCGAAUGUAUCACGGCAUGACCAUUCUCAACAACAUCGACCGCAUCCUCUAUGAAUCUCAACGGCAAGGAAGAAUCUCAUUCUACAUGACCAAUUACGGAGAGGAGGCAACACACUUUGGCAGUGCGGCCGCAUUGGAUGAUACGGACCUUGUGUACGGACAAUACAGAGAGGCUGGCGUACUAGUAUGGCGAGGAUAUCCGCUCCAGGCAUUCAUGAACCAGUGCUACGCCAACGAAAUGGACCUGGAGAAGGGACGGCACAUGCCCGUACAUUACGGAUCGCAGGACCACCAUUUCGUCACCAUAUCGUCGCCGCUCGCGACUCAGCUGCCGCAGGCCGCUGGAUCGGCGUACGCUCUCAAACUGGCUCAGAAGAACAACGUUGUGGUGUGCUACUUCGGAGAGGGCGCCGCCAGCGAAGGCGAUGCUCACGCCGGACUAAAUUUUGCGGCGACCCUCGACUGUCCCGUCAUAUUCUUCUGUCGCAACAACGGUUACGCUAUCUCCACACCAGCUCACGAGCAGUACCGUGGCGAUGGAAUCGUUGCUAGAGGACCUGGUUACGGAAUCGCGUCCAUAAGGGUGGAUGGAAACGACGUCCUGGCGGUUUACAACGCAACCAAAGCGGCUCGUGAGAUCUGUCUCGAGGAAAAGAGGCCCGUGCUGAUCGAAGCCAUGACAUACAGGAUUGGACAUCACAGCACGUCCGACGACAGUACGGCGUACCGUUCGGUGGACGAAGUUCGACAUUGGGACCAGAUGGAUCACCCCAUCUCCAGAAUGCGGAAGUACCUCAUGAGCAAAGGGUACUGGGAUGACAAGAAGGAGGAAGCCUGGAAACAGGAGUCGAGAAAACAGGUAAUGCAAGCGUUUGUACGAGCAGAAAAGGCCAAGAAACCACCGGUGAGGGACAUGUUCACGGACGUGUACAAAGACAUGCCCUUGGAACUUCAGGAGCAGUGGGAACACCUGCAGCGCCACCUUCAACAGUACAAAGACCACUAUCCACUGAACUUAUAUGCAGGAUCUAAAGAACAGUAGCCCGCCUUUAGUCAGCCAGUUUAAGAAUUCCACGAGCGUUGUCCGAUUUUCUCAGCUCGCACACCUGGUGGAAUGCCGAUGGAAUGCCGGUGGUGCCGCUCUUAAAGUCGUACACCGUCAGAGGAAGCUGCGGACAAUGCUGUACUGUACUGCACAGACAUAAAUGUUGAUCACGGCUGAGUCGUUAAUGUUUGCACGUGAGGAUUGUUGCUGGUGUUGUUGGAGAGGAUUGUUGCUGCUUAUAGUUUCUGUGACAGCUGUUAUCUUGGCCACAUGCUGUUGAUGUUACUGUGGCUCCUGACUAUGGGGUAACUGUUUCUUGUGACAGAAAGCAUACUUCUUUUUUUUGUUUUUUGUAUUUAGACCACGGAAGUGCUGGGGAAACGAAACACGUUUUUAUAACUCUAGUCCCUGCUGUGCUUUUUUCUUCCUUUGCGUUUAAUUUUGGGUACGGCACUACGGCUACACUUCUGUUUCUGUCACCCGUUUCUUUUGUGUGUGUGUAUUGACCAAAUACAUGCGUGGAAGCAACUGUACGUCGUGUUACAGUUUUUUUUUUUUCUCGUAAAUUUGGAAGCCCCUGUUACGAUGGUGUCAUACCGGUUAUACCGGUGUGCCAAACUUGGAAUCCCCUGUUAAGUGGUGUCAUACCGGUUAUACCGGUGUGCCAGUUAAGAAAUCGCUUCAAGAUUCGUUGACGAAGAGCACCAGUUUCCUUCUUAAUGCAUUACAUUAUCGUAGUAGCUGAUGACAUUUUCUGUCGUUUUCAAUUGAGGACUGUUUGUACCGUUGAAUAGUCUUGUCUUCAAAGUGCUGACUAUGUACCAACGAACCAUAAUAGUAGAUGAAAUCAUAAUAUUAAUGGUCAUAGAGACAGGAUCAUGUGCAGCAAACUACAGACCGAUGGGCUGAAAUCCAACACGCUGCAGAUGAGAUGAGAUUAAGAUAUCGAGAGUCCCAGUGGGAAGUCAAAAGGGAAACUCUGCCCCAAAAAUUUCCCAUUGCGACCUCAACUUCCUAUUGAAUUAAAAACAAUUAAAAACCCCCAGUGCUGGGUAGGACAAGGACAGAGGAUAAAAGGACAAGGACCGGCACUUUUAUCCUCUGUCCUUGUCCUACCCAGCACUGGGGUUUUUUUUAAUUGUUUUUAAUUCAAUAGGAACCAACCAGCCCAAACGCUUGCUCUGCUCAACUUCCUACUGCUGUAGCAUUUGUGCUUGCAGAUGGUUCCAGCACUCUUGUGUACGUUAUAUUUUUGUAGUGCACUUUUACACAUUUACGAUUAAAGGGUUUGUGACGCAUUAACUGAAAGCUAUGCCAGGUAAAUGUAAAAGACUUUUGCUCGUGUCGAUGCAGAUCUGCAUUCCAAGCUUUAUAGCAAGAAAGGGGUAAUACUAGACGCCUAGAAGAUGGGCGCCAAGGACGGGAAAAUAAUUUUUUUGCCAGAGUACCCGGCAGUACGAUACAAUGCGUGCAUUGCGUGUUGAACAACAUCUACCAGAGUGUCACAACUCCUUUAAGUAUUUUACCUCGUUACCUCAUUUUGUUAUGACCUUGUACUACAUGGAGCCACCCUAUUGCACGCUUGUGAACAAUACAGUACUGACGUUCAAUUCCCAUCAAAUUCAAUACUGUUUCCCUGUGUGAAAACGUGGUGAAUGGCAUUGACUGUGACGCUCAGUUUCUGUGUCAUAUGGAAAUACUUUCUCUACCAGCAUUUCACAUCCAAUUAGCAAUUGGAUGUGAAUUGGAAUAUUUAGUGCAGUAUUCCCAGAGAUAGACUUUACAGUUCUUAUUUUUUUUUUGCCUGCAAUUAAGCUCCUACUAGUUGCUUUAUCAGAUAACGAGGUGCCUGCUCGUUUUUACCGUUUAAAUUAGAGCGGGAAAAUUAGAAUUUGUGCCAAGAUUAUGGUCCGAUAGUAAGUAGCUAUCGCGGGAGGCAAGAGCGUUUUUUUAUCUUUCGAUACAAAGCCAAAACAGUGACAUACCAUGUACUUAGUAAUACACACGUGUGUAACAUAACUAAAUACAUUCCACUUUAUUUUGUUGAUAAUAUACCCCUCAUUUAUAUAAUAGUAAACGUGGGGAAACUAGAAACAAUAGACGAUGUAACGCCGGUACAUUCACUAUCGCGUGUACUUGAAACACGUAUGUACUAAAUGUACCACAAAUGUGCGAUCGAAAGUAACGAAAAUACUCAAACUGAGAUUCUCAGUCAGUGAUAAGUCCUUCUCGCAUGUGAAUGUGUUUGCAGUACGAAGGUGUAUAAACUGAGUUGCAUUUGUAAGCAAAGUUGCGGUUUCUAGUCUCUCCAAUGUGAUUCUUCAGCUGUGUUCGCCCUUUUUUUCCAGUAUUUGCAGCUCGGAGUGUCUGUCUCUCUCUGUGUCUCGGAUCUAUUGAACAAUAAAGUUAGUUUGCUCAUGAUUG
This is a messenger RNA of Ornithodoros turicata, 3854 nucleotides long. RefSeq names its product 2-oxoisovalerate dehydrogenase subunit alpha, mitochondrial-like. Bases 66 to 1427 code for a protein of 453 amino acids. Gene Ontology annotation, biological process: branched-chain amino acid catabolic process. The record is from RefSeq and is a predicted model, not a curated record. NCBI's taxonomy places the organism in Eukaryota, Metazoa, Arthropoda, Arachnida, Ixodida, Argasidae. The transcript is spliced from 9 exons. Gene Ontology annotation, molecular function: oxidoreductase activity, acting on the aldehyde or oxo group of donors, disulfide as acceptor.